Aspergillus chevalieri is the source of this 885-nucleotide messenger RNA. RefSeq names its product protein dprC (gene dprC). Lineage: Eukaryota; Fungi; Ascomycota; Eurotiomycetes; Eurotiales; Aspergillaceae. The record is from RefSeq and is a predicted model, not a curated record. The transcript is spliced from 2 exons. Bases 1 to 885 code for a protein of 294 amino acids.
AUGGCCAGCACACAACCACCCUACUACACUUCCUCCUUCGGAAACCCUAACCAAGACCUCAACUCUACAACCCCAACCGGAACCUACCUAGGCGAAACUGGCACUGGCACCGCAGCCAACACCACCGACCCGCGUACAGGCCCAGCACCCUCAACCGCAGGCCCGCACCGCACCGACAUGGGUAACGCAGCAGACCCCCGUGUCGACAGCGACCUUAACAACCGCGCACAGUACGCACCGGGAACAACAACCUCGGGAACCGUCCACCCAGGUACAAACCAGGGGAUGUCGAACCCGGAGAACACCAGGAACAGUGGACCGCACCGUUCGUCGAUCUUGAAUAAGCUCGAUCCCCGCGUCGACAGCCAGACGGGGAAUACCACGACCAAGUCCACGAAUAUGACUGGCUCCGGUGCUAGACGGUCGUCUACGUAUGCAGAUACCACGCCUGAUGCUGCGGCGGGGAGUAUCGCGGGUGGAGGCUCCUCGACCGGGGGUGCGGGUGGUGCCCCUGGGGUGAAAGAUACGCGCUCGCAUUAUGACCCCCGUACGACGGGGUAUAACCCUGCUACCGGGUCAGGGUAUCAGACCGGUCAUUCGGGAGGGAGCUACGACCCGAACUCACAGGAUUACCGGGCCGAGUAUGCGUCCAGCACGGCGAAUAAGUCUGCUGGGACGGAGGACAGCAAGGCGGGACGCGCCGGGGAUGAGUUUGGGAAGGGGAUUCAAAAUGCAUAUGCGGGUAUUCAUGGCGCCGGAGAGAGCCUGCGUGGUGCGUUGAACGCUGCAGUUGAUCGGACUUUCGGCAGUCCGGAGGGGGUUGAGAAGAACCAGGGCAUUGCCCGGAAGGGUGAGGAGGAGAUCCGGUCUGGACUGUCGCGGUGA